Peromyscus leucopus (white-footed mouse) is the source of this 1233-nucleotide messenger RNA. Its product is annotated as putative ankyrin repeat domain-containing protein 19. Gene Ontology annotation, molecular function: protein binding. Bases 134 to 1135 code for a protein of 333 amino acids. NCBI's taxonomy places the organism in Eukaryota, Metazoa, Chordata, Mammalia, Rodentia, Cricetidae. The transcript has 11 exons. The record is from RefSeq and is a predicted model, not a curated record.
GGCCCUGGUUGGCAGACGUUUAAGCCCCGCGUUCCUCUGGGCAAAUGUCGCUGGCAAGUCUUGGAUUUUACUAAGACCUAAUAUUGGACUGAAGGACAGAAAUGAUGAGAAGCUGGGAAGGAACCUGAGGCCAAUGGCUUCUGCCGUGAGGAAGAUCUUUGGGGUUAAGGAAAAGACACCCUUCGGUUUCUGUGAUGGCCCACAAAUGACUGUCUCCGAGUUUUUCUUUGGUGAAUAUCCCAGCUAUCCAAAAUACCAUACAACAUACCGGCCCGUGGGGCAGAUCCACCGGGUUGCAGCCAAGGGCGAUGCGGGCCAGUUGGAAGUUCUCAUCACGCUUGGAAAGUGCAGUGUGUACGACCGAGACUACAAGAACAGGACAGCUCUGCAUUUUGCCUGUGUCUAUGGCCGGCUGCCAGUGGUGAACAUUCUGGUGAAUAAUAAUUGUGAGAUUGAUGCCUUCGACAAGAACCACAUCACACCUCUGAUGAAGUCUGUCCAAUGCUGGAAACAGAAAUGUGCGGCUAUCCUGCUGGAGCACGGUGCUGAUCCGAACAUCCGGGACAACAGUGGUAACAGCGCCUUGCACUACGCUGUGUACAACGGGCACGAAGAGAUGGUGGCACUCCUGCUCGACUACCAUGCUGAUAUCGAGCAAAAAACCAAAGAUGGCUUCACACCACUUUUGCUGGCACUCAGGGAAAAGAGGGUAGAGGUGGCAGAAUUUUUAGUAAAAAAAGGAGCAGAUAUACAUGUUGUAGAUGACAUGCAAAGAAAUACCUUGAUAUAUGCUAUACGAUGUGGAUCAAAAGAUAUAGCUACAUUACUUCUUCAGAAAGGCGUUGACUUCUUCUGCAAGGAUGUCUUUGGAUGGACAGCAUUACGCUACGCUAUUGAAGGCCACUGUACUUUUAGACAGGUGCUUAUGGAUUUUGAAGAAAACAUGCAUAAUAAAAAAAAAGAUAAUGAACCAGGAAUUGAACCCAAGACAACCUCCAUUUUAGAACAAAUGGAUUCUGGAAAUGACUCAUUAGCCGGGAUUUCCAGCUGUCCUAGUCCUGGAAGCCCUUGCCUGCCACGAAGGAAGACGAAUACAACUGUGAUACCAAGAGUACCUCUGAGAGUGCUCCUCUGAACAGUGCUGACAAUUCAUCUGUGGCUACAGCCAAAAUAUUUGAACAUAUGGCCAAAAGAAAAGUGGAAGCAUGGGUUGAGAAAGAUUUGUCCUUAAAG